Messenger RNA from Musca vetustissima, 4436 nucleotides. It is a transcript of the gene Sara, whose product is annotated as zinc finger FYVE domain-containing protein 9. The record is from RefSeq and is a predicted model, not a curated record. Bases 5 to 4423 code for a protein of 1472 amino acids. Lineage: Eukaryota; Metazoa; Arthropoda; Insecta; Diptera; Muscidae. Gene Ontology annotation, biological process: endosomal transport. Gene Ontology annotation, molecular function: metal ion binding. Gene Ontology annotation, cellular component: early endosome membrane. The transcript is spliced from 8 exons.
CAAUAUGGAUUUAGUGGAUAUUGAUCAGGUAUUGGACAAUUUGGAGCUUCACGAAGAGGCAGCAAACGAACAGCAAAGAAAAAGGCUUGAGGAGGCCAAACAAAAGGAGACAUCAAGCCAGCCAAAAUCAACCUCAACAACAAACGGGUUUGUAUCCCAGUCUAAGGAAGGUUCUGGGUUCAAGGCAGUUUCACAAGUUUUUAACAGUCUAGACGAUUACUGCAAAAAUGUGGAGUCUUUGGAGGCGACAGUUACCUCUGUGUCAUCCCUACACUCCAGCAAUGAUUUCAUUAGUCGAACUACAGACUAUCGGGAAAAGUCUGGAUUUCAGCCGUCACAAUUAGUAGCCACUUCUCGCCAAGAACUGGAAGAGUACGAACAUGAAGUGGAAGAGAGUAAAGAUAUACACAAAUUCACGGAAAAACCUCGUAGUCGAAAUAAGUUGACCGCUGCGGCAUGUGAUAGUAAAGAUUCUCCUGAUGAGUCUACCAAUAGUCAAAGCUCAGAGUCGCUGACAACCUCGUCAAAUUCAACAUUCUCUUCUGGUCCAUCUUUGGAGCCUGAGGACUCUCUGGAAGAACCCACUCCAUUGACAAAUUCUUCACCCGAUGAUGUUGUGGAAGAUGAAGAAGAUAUAAAAAACACCACAAUGGAAGUAGUCAAUGGAAGCAAUGAAAACCAACUUACAGCCAAAGAAGAAGAAAAUGAAGAAGAGGAAGCACCCAGCGGGUGUUCUGCUAACAAUACUGAAGACCAAUCCCAAGCUCCAGCCGGUGAUAAUGAGGAAGCCACAUAUUUGAGUGAAAUUUCCAAUUCUCUAGAUUUAAUUCAGCAAAAUUUGCAAAGCACUACCAACGUAGAGGAUUUGACCCAGGGUCUUUCCUCAAUUUCUCUCACAAGUGCAAAUCUGCAAUCGCAAUCAGUUUUACAUUUGGAGACAUCUCUGUCCUCGUCCAUGGGCAAAGUGUUGGAAAACCUUUCAGAUACCAAUUUGAGUUCAGCCUUGAGUCAAACGAGAGACAUGCCCAUUGCAGCAAACAAUACCCCUAACGAUGAAUCUUCUGAGGCAGCCAAUACUUCUGUAGAAGUACUAACUGAACACUCUGUACCUGAAGUGCACCAUCCAGAUGGACAGCAACAACUUCAAGAGCAACAACCGCAACAAGUUCACCAAAUCUACGAUUAUAAUCAGGCCAAAUUCGAGGAUGCCAAUUCUUUUGUUCAACAACCAGUUACUUUUUGUUCUACAAUGGAUGAAAUUUCCGAUGCUGAAUUGGAUUCCAUGUUACAAGAAAUGGAUAUAGACGAUGAGGCCGUAUCAGUGCAGCCCCAGGCACAUGUUGAUGAAAUUAAGGAGGAGAGUCAUGUAAACGACCUUAAUGCAGUCUCCCAAACCGUUUCACAUUCGGCGGACAGAGAAGUUAAUAUCUAUGCCGAACAUUCUGAUGAUGUUUUGUCCAAUGUGAGCUCUGGUGAUCAUCCUAAUGGAGACAGUUUUUCUCAAGCUUCAACUGUUGAAUUUUCCGAGAUAAGACCACAAAAUCAUCAAGACUUACCAGAAUGUGAAGAUAAUAUCGGUAUCAGUUCGGCAGUUUCUUCCUACAGUAACAGUGAAUCGUCCUCUUUGGAAGGCGACAUUAUACAGGCCAAGAAUAUUGAUGCGGAAGAUUCUGACCCUUCACGUCCGCAAAGACCUACUUCUCUGGAUUUACCAGCUAUACAGGCGCUUGAUAUUUACGCCAGUGCUGGUCAAACCCCUCCUGGAGCAGAACAACACACCAACCCGACAGACACAACCACUGCACCACAACAGGAAGAGUUGCAAGCAACUCCAUCGCCCGAUGAGGAACCCAAGCCCAGCCCGGUAGCAAAUGAAGUAGCUGAGGCUACAGGCUAUAGUGAAGACCCACAUGCCAAUUUAGGUAAAAUUCCACCCAUAUGGGUACCGGAUAACAUGGCUACUGGUUGCAUGCAAUGUGCUGCUAAAUUCACUAUGAUAAAACGUCGUCACCAUUGUCGUGCUUGUGGUAAAGUUUUGUGCUCCGUUUGCUGUUCGCAGAAGUUUAAAUUGGAAUUUCUGUCUGAGCCUGAAUCUCGCGUCUGCGUCCAAUGCUAUUUGAUAUUAACACAAAGGCAGACGGGACAAUCUAGCUUGGGAACUACUGGGACCGGAUCGGCCCAAGUUACUACUGGCGGUAGUCUGAAUAGGUCUCCAAAUCCGAAUAAUCCCAUGGAGUACUGUUCAACAAUACCACCAUAUCGUCAGGUUAGCGCCGAUGCCAAAACACCGCCUACAGUCAUUGUGCCAGUGGGUGUCCUAAAAAAAGAUAAUGGGAGUUACUCCUCGACAUCGUCGAAUUCUAGUGGACAGAAAGCCCGUAAGCGGAAGUCGGUAAUGUUUAGUGACGGCAUUGCACCUGGUAGUGAUCUGGCUAACAUAGAUCAGUGGAAUGAGCAACCCAAACAAGCCCGAAGACAAAGUUCUGGAAAUAGAAAUGCGAACAGCAAUAAACCAGCUACGCCUCGCUCGGAAUAUAUAACAGAUGCUACGACAAUGGGUUUGGUCGCACAAUUAUUUAGAGGCUCCAUACCACCCAUGGCAGCGGCUGCAACAGUAAAUACAGCUAGCCAACAGACGGGAGCUCUCAAGUCAUCUAAUCAAAACUCAGCAAAUACUUCGCCCGUAAGCGGUGGUACACCAAAGGCGACCGACACAAACAAUCGACCUAAACGCAUACCACCCUCGGGUUGCGAUGAUGAUGGUUGCUUUAUCCCCGAAGCUAAAGACAGCUUGCCGCCCAUUGUUGUCGCUAAAGACGAAACUGGUUGUGAUUUUGACUAUAAGGAUGUGGUAAAUAAUUACGAUUUAGUCAAGCGUUUACAAAACGAAACUCUAAAAUUUGCAGUGCAAAAGAAUUUCUUUGUCUUUGUGAAAAUAGUUCAUUUGAAAUGUUGUUUAAAUCGUACGGUAAUAAAUUUCACCACAUGUGGCAUGCAUCAUGUGGGUAAUGAUGAAAUUAUUAUACUGCUAGAAUUCGAACCGCCAACAUCCAAGGAAGCGACUACGAAUACCAGCUCUCUAAUUCCUCGAGACAUUUUUGUACAUUUAAAUGAGAUCUACAAUAAUGCGGAGGCCGGUAAUCCCAUACAGGAGUUAUCACACACAAGCCCAACACAAAGCACAUUUUUAGGAUCUCGUGACUAUGGUGGUUUUAUAUUCAUACGGCCAACGUUCCAGUGUAUGCUGGACAUAAUUCAUCCCGACAAGCCAUAUCUGAUAGGCAUAUUAAUACAUCGUUUCGAAAUUCCUUGGGCAAAGAUAUUCCCGUUGCGUUUGAUGUUGCGAUUGGGCGCUCAAUAUCGUUACUAUCCCUGCCCCCAUGUGUCUAUGUGUAAUCGUGAAUCGGUAUAUGCUGAAAUAGCACAGACAAUAAUAAACUUUUUGGCUGAUUUCCGCAACUAUUCGUAUACCUUACCGUUCAUUAGAGGCAUGUAUAUACACAUGGAAGAUCGUCAAACUACGGUGGUUAUACCACGCAACCGCCUGGACGACGUAAUCAAAGCAAUAAACAAUUCUAGUGAACACAUUUUGGCAUUUGGAGGUAAUUUUUCGAAGAAGGCAGAUGGUCACUUGGUUUGUAUGCAAAAUGUAAAUGACGAACGCGCUGAGAUGUAUGCCUAUUCUACGCAGGCCAUUAACAUUCAAGGACAGCCACGUAAAGUAACUGGUGCUAGUUUCUUUAUCCUAAAUGAGUCCCUCAAAGCGAACAGUGGUCUUAGCGGCAAAUGUAGCAUCGUCGAGGAUGGUCUAAUGGUCCAAAUACUACCAUCCAAAAUGGAGGAAGUUCGGGAAUCGCUUAAAAAUCAAAAAGAUGUCACAAUUGUUUGCGGUCCCAUCGAUGCCGAUGAACAGCAUACCGAAAUUGUUUGCCUUAAAUGGGUGGAAAACGAUAAGGAAUUCAAUAUUGGCGUAAAAUCGCCCAUAGAUGAUCGCCUUAUGGACGGGGUGUCAAGUAUGCGGGUCCAUGCCAGCUUUAGCUAUUCAAAUUCAAACUAUUCCAUACGUCUAACUGAUAUAUACGUAAUUCAGCAUGUCGAUUGGUAUAAUACAAAUUCCUCAACCCUGAGUGCUGAAACAACAUCCGAUGUUACCCGAAUGACCGAACAAAUAGCCAGAAGUACAUCAAUGGCGUUGGUACCAUUUUUGGAUCUUUUGGUAGCGAGUAAAAGUACGAAAAUUGGAUUAAGAGCCACCUUGCAUCAGGACAAUGUAUGUUACGAGGCUGGUGCACGUGGCUCAAAAUUGCCACCUCUUUAUAUGAAUGCAUUAGAUAAUCAUUUGAUUCCUACUUUACAUGGCAUUUCAUCCGGCAUAGAGGAGGCGUUAAUAUUAGAAUUAAUUUUUUACAUAUUAAAUGUUUAGUUAAAUCAAAUCC